Molecule: messenger RNA, 2681 nt
Organism: Lingula anatina
Lineage: Eukaryota; Metazoa; Brachiopoda; Lingulata; Lingulida; Lingulidae
Product: innexin unc-9
Source: RefSeq, a predicted model, not a curated record
CCUAAUUUGAACGCUCGAUGACGCGCCGCCGCGUGCACCCGUCGCCAUUUUCAUUGUACAAUUAAAGCAGUGGCCAGACCAGAGGGAAUUUUUUCAUGUCUUUGUUUCCUAGAAAGGAAGGAUGCUGAACCUAGUAGACAUCCUCAGCGGAGCCAAUGGCUUUUGGAAAGGUCUCCGCAGUGAUGAUGACUUCUACGACCGCCUUAGCCACCGUUACACUGCCCUGAUAUUCAUGGUCUUUGCCGUCCUUCUCAGCACCAAACAGUACGUCGGAGACGCCAUUGUCUGCUGGGUGCCUGGCCAUUUCUCUGGCUCUUACACGAAAUAUGCAGACAAUUACUGUUGGAUCAAAAACACGUACUAUAUGCCUUUCCAGGAACGAAUUCCAGACCCAGACCUCCCACGUGCCCAUAUUAACUACUACCAGUGGGUAACGAUUGUACUGCUGCUCCAGUCGCUUUUGUUUUACGUUCCAACGAUAUUUUGGCGUCUCAUGAGUGGCAGUACUGGCAUUGAUGCCCAUUUAAUGGUCCAGUCUCUAAACACACAAGCCAAUCUUAACCCAGAGAAUCGAAAAGGGGUCAUGAAAUUCCUUGUCCGUCACAUGGAAAGAUACUGUAAUUCAAGUCGCGACUAUCAGAAAGGUGUAUGGUCCAAUGUCCGCCAAGGCUGCGCAAAGUACUGUCUGGCCAUCGGUAAACGUUACGGCAACUACUUGAUAACUCUUUUCCUAUUCUGCAAGUUCUUGUACGUGACCAACGCCAUCCUGCAGUUGUUCCUUUUAAAUGCUUUCCUUGGAACCGCGUAUCACGUGUACGGGUUUGACGUCAUCUAUGACCUCAUCAACAACCAUGACUGGACCUCUAGCGGGCGUUUCCCCCGCGUCACACUGUGUGAUUUCAAAAUUCGACAGCUUGGUGGAAAUAUUCACCGACACACCGUCCAGUGUGUGUUGCCCAUCAAUUUGUUCAACGAGAAAGUAUACAUCUUCAUAUGGUUUUGGUUGGUGUUUGUCUCAGCGGCCACAGUUUUUGGGUUCUUAACCUGGAUGAGCAUGCUUUUUAAGAAUGAACAAAAGCACUUUAUCCGCAAAAAUCUUAAACUGAUGGACAGACUGAAGGACGGUGACCAUAAAGAAACUUUGAAGAGAUUUAUUUACGACUAUCUCCGCAAAGAUGGAAUUUUCGUGUUGAAGCUAAUUGGACGAAAUUGUAAUGACGUAAUCGUUGCUGAAAUGAUAGCGACACUUUGGGACCAUUUCAAGGCCAAAGUAGAGGGCCCCUUGAAUGAAGAUGAGAGAGAGGAGAAAGUGUGAUUGGACUUUGCCAGUGUUUACACGCAUUUAUCUACUUGAUAUUCACACACACACACACACACACACACACUGUUCUUCCACGAAGUACGCAUUUGAAACUAAAUUGCCUUAUCGUGGAAUGUAAUCAGUUGUGUAAAGCUACUUACACAUUGGUUGUAACUGAGUUUGUCAACAACUUAACUACUCAUUGUUCUCAAACAAUGAAAAAUGUCAGUUAGUAAAUACAUCUGUAUAUUUUGAUUACACGUAUAUUAUGUAUAUUUUUAUCGCGUCUGUCAAUAAGCAAACAGUAAUAUCAUGGUAGUAAGUGCAUGGGAAUAUGUUUUUUGAAUGUAGGUUAUACACAUGUAGGAGCCCAAGAUUCCAGUAACAUUUAUAACUUUACAACCCGUCCACACUACUUUUACCUUUUACUCUGAAAAAUGAUUCUAAAGUGUUUUCUGUUCAUGAGCGAAGUCGAAAUUAGCAAGAUGCAAAUGCAGACUUGAUAUUUCUUCGUUGCUUCCUUUCACACAAACGGCCGAGCCACUCUCAACCCAUUUUUAAAUGUUUUUCUACAUAAAUGUAACUUUUAAAAAAUUAUAAGUAAACACCCUUGCUGUUUUUCAGCAAUAGUGGGUUACCUUAAUUAUUUCAAAACUCUGUACCAGGGACUGGCUAGGUGAUGACCCUAUCUUUGUGCAAAAAUUUCUCGCUGGGCAGUGCGGUAAUUUGCACAGGCAGUGAAUAACCAGAGAAAUAUCUGUGAAUAUAUAUUGAAAACAACACAGGGCAGUAGAAUGUUUGUGCGCACCCUAGCGUAACCUCCGAUGUGUAGCGGUUAGCGCAGUAAGCAGGGCUCCGUAGCUCGAAAGCAUCGCGCAUUGCGACCGAGAGCUAGCGUCUCGAUUCCAUACUCGUCCCAUAUAUUACAUUGUAGCCUCUAUGUGAUAUCGCUAUUCUCAAUACGAGAUGCUUUUCAGUUACGGAGCCCUGAUCAGCAAAUUUUAUUAAGGGAUAGCGUUGGUUCUCGAGCAAGAUGAGGGAGGAUCGGCAGACGUUAAUUUUAGUAGUAUUACCUAACAGUCUCUAGUAUUGGUAUUAAUGUUGUUUUAGUUAACCUGUGCCUAUGUGGGUAAAAAGACUUAUUCAAUAUUCAGCGUCUGUACAUGUAGAUAUAGACAUAGGCUAGAGUAGAUGUUAUGCUAACGAAAUCUAUUUGAAUAAUGCCGAUCGUACAUUAAUUUUUAAUUUUUAUUCUUAAAUCAUUACGAAAAAAGGGGCAUACUAAUGGUAAACUAUUAAGCAAGGCCUUGGUUUUUGAAAGUUGUAUUUCUUAACAUAUUUAUAUUGUUGAAGCUGGUCAAAUAAAGAAUCGCUUAUUGUA